GCAAGCCUCCACCUCCUCCACCUCCUCCACCUCCUCCACAAUGAUUAAGGUGUGCGUCUGCCUUGCUGUCCUGAUUGCAGGUGUGGCGUCCAUGCCCUCAAGUGGCUACCAACCCCAACCAUACAAACAGCCUGGCAUGCCGUACAACUUCGCCUACGGAGUGAAGGAUGACUACGCUGGCACAGACUUCGGCCAGGAGGAGAACAGUGAUGGUAACACAGUCAAGGGAUCCUACACUGUCCAGCUCCCUGACGGCCGCAAGCAGACGGUGAGCUACGUGGCUGACCAUCACAACGGCUUCGUGGCAGAUGUACAGUACUAUGGAGAGGCACAGUACCCCCACCAGUACGGUCCCCCUGUCACCUUCAAGCCUAAGGGGUACCACUAACCCACCUGCCCACACCUGCCUCUAAUUACCACACACCUGCCGUGAAAGUUACAGGUGUGGUUGUGUCCAAUACCUGUGUUCCUUCACCUGACUGACUUGCUCUGGUUAAUUAGUCCUCCUCACCUGUGGUUUGUUAUUACAGGUGAAUUAAUUAAGUUUUGUGUUUUUUUAUAUUUUUGUACUUGCUUUUAUUGUUCUUGUAGUGUUUGUGUUGUUUUAUGUUUGGGUCAAUUUUAUACUUACACGCA
Portunus trituberculatus (swimming crab) is the source of this 636-nucleotide messenger RNA. RefSeq names its product cuticle protein-like. The record is from RefSeq and is a predicted model, not a curated record. Lineage: Eukaryota; Metazoa; Arthropoda; Malacostraca; Decapoda; Portunidae. Gene Ontology annotation, cellular component: extracellular matrix. Bases 41 to 388 code for a protein of 115 amino acids. The transcript has 4 exons.